This is a messenger RNA of Lycium ferocissimum, 1757 nucleotides long. RefSeq lists its product as uncharacterized. Lineage: Eukaryota; Viridiplantae; Streptophyta; Magnoliopsida; Solanales; Solanaceae. The coding region runs from base 140 to 1459 and encodes 439 amino acids. The transcript has 14 exons. The record is from RefSeq and is a predicted model, not a curated record. Gene Ontology annotation, molecular function: protein binding.
AAAUAGGAGGAAAAGUGCAAAUAACCCCAAGUUAAAAUCCAUAACAAUUUACAGUUUUCUCAAACAGCCAAAGCUAAAACCCAAAACCCCUCUUUAACACUUCCUUUUUUUUGGCGCUAACACAGUUCACAGUAAAUCAAUGGAGGAAGAAGCUUCAGAGCAACAACUUGUUAAAGAAUCAAUGGAUGAAGAUGCUGUAGACCAUUUGGAAACCCCAAAUGAAGUUGUUGAAGAAACUAGAGAUAAACCUUACCCUUGGCCUGUUAUUCAAUAUGAUGUUUCCCCAUAUAGAACUUAUCAUUUCUUUAACCAGUUCAAGACUCCUUCAAACCCUAAUAAUUUCUUAAAGGGUGUCAAAUGGUCACCAGAUGGUUCUGGAUUCCUCACUUGCUCUGAUGAUAAUACCUUUUGUUUAUUUAACUUGCCAUAUGAUGAAAGUGGAGGGCUUGCUGAUUUUUCUUCAUCAGCUGCUGAUACAGAUUCUUAUGGUGCAAGCCUUGUCAUGAGUGAUGGGGAGUCUGUAUAUGACUAUUGCUGGUAUCCUUAUAUGUCUUCUUCAAGUCCAGAGACAUGUGUUUUUGCAAGUACUACCCGUGAUCACCCUAUUCAUCUCUGGGACGCUACUACUGGACAGUUACGCUGUACAUACCGUGCUUAUGAUGCCAUGGAUGAGAUCACUGCUGCCUUUUCAAUUGCCUUCAACCCUGCAGGGACUAAGAUCUUUGCUGGUUACAACAAAUCCAUAAGAACAUUUGAUAUUCAUCGGCCUGGCAGAGAUUUUACCCAGCACUCCACCCUUCAAGGAAAUAAAGAAGGGCAAUCAGGCAUUAUAUCCUCAAUUGCUUUCUGUCCAACCCAUUCAGGAUUGCUGGCAACAGGCUCCUAUAACCAAACUACUGCUAUACAUAGGGAAGAUAACAUGGAACUUCUCUAUGUCUUGCAUGGUCAAGAAGGUGGGGUUACACAUGUCCAAUUCUCAAAAGACGGAAAUUACUUGUACACUGGUGGCCGGAAGGACCCUUACAUACUGUGCUGGGACAUUCGGAAGACUGUUGACAUAGUUUACAAGAUGUAUAGAUCAUCAGAAACUACCAAUCAGCGGAUAUAUUUUGAUAUUGAACCUCGGGGUCAGCAUCUCGGCUCUGGAGGACAGGAUGGCUCAGUUCACAUUUAUAAUCUUCAAACCGGACAGUGGGUAUCCAGCUUCCGAGCUGCAUCAGACACAGUUAAUGGUUUUUCAUUUCAUCCUUUCCUGCCAAUGGCUGCCUCUUCAUCAGGCCACAGGAGAUUUGGAGUUUUAGAUGACUCCCACGAGGAUAUGCCCCUUACUGGUGAUGAAAAUUGUGUUUCUGUGUGGAGCUUCUCCUAUUCAGCAUCCUUAGAAAAUGCUGUUAGCCCCAGUUCUGGGGGCUCAAAUGAUAAAUCUGAGCUUGAUGAGGACCUUCCUCAAGAACCUUGAUCCAUGUACCGACUGUGUAUAAACUUAUCUUAGCAUGGGGUGACACAACCUUAAUUUAACAUCUUAAAAUACAACCACAGCAAAUCCAUUCUAAUAAACUGUGUAUGUACUAUUUAUGGAUGUAUACACAUCAGCUCUGCUGUUUAAAUAUUCUACCAGUUAUUAGCUCAUAGAUGUCACUUUUGGUAUUUGUCUCAUUUGGACUUAUUUUAUAUCCUUUUCCAUUUUUGAUAUAUGUAAAAGAAAAACACAUUUAAGUUUGAGAGAGUGUUUCGAAUUUGCUACUCUUUGAACGCCU